Molecule: messenger RNA, 1595 nt
Organism: Papaver somniferum (opium poppy)
Lineage: Eukaryota; Viridiplantae; Streptophyta; Magnoliopsida; Ranunculales; Papaveraceae
Product: F-box/kelch-repeat protein At3g06240-like
Exons: 1
Coding region: 33-1004 (323 amino acids)
Molecular function (GO): protein binding
Source: RefSeq, a predicted model, not a curated record
UUGAGAGCUGACUGCAAUAGUAGGAGAUAAAAAUGUCAAGCCUACCACUCCCAGAAGAUAUAAUCGUUAACAUUCUUUCCCGGUUACCAGUGAAAUCAAUCUUACGAUUCAGGUGCGUCUGCAAGUCUUGGUGUCGAUUAUUUCGUGACCCUGAUUUUAUUAAAUAUCAUCUAGAUCAUGAAACUGAAAAAGAGAAUUUUAGUCUUUUGUGGAGUUAUAAUGGAGACAUUUGCUCCACAGACUACAAUUAUGAAUAUUCAUCAUCGUCGUUACAAUCAAAACUCUAUAAUGAAACUGUUCAUUUAGAUUGCUCUGUCGAUGCAGAAUUAGAAUCAAAAUUUUACUAUGAUUACGAGAAACAAAUGCGUAAUAGGACAUGUGAUAGUUAUUUUUCAAGGGAUUAUUUUUCUAUUAAAAAUUCUUGUAAUGGUGUGGUUUGCUUGAUUGCUCCCAGUAUAGUUGUCCUUUGGAACCCAUGUACAAGAGAAACCAUGAAAAUUCCAUGUAUAAACGGGUGCGAUAUUGGUUUUGGUUAUGAUUCUGAAACUGGUGAAUUCAAGAUGGUAGAACUUUCAAAAAUCGAUCCGAUAAAAAGAAGGAGAACAGGCACAGGGUAUUCAAAUUCUGAAGACCGGGAGAAUAGUCUGCGUGUCUAUUCAUUUGAUCAAUCAAAUUCAUGGAAAGUCAUUCCAAAAAUACCAUACAAAAGUACUUCUUAUGAUAUUAUACUCUUUAAUGGGGCUUUCCACUGGUUGGCAAGGCCAUGUAAUGGAUCCAAACAGGUUUUAGUUUCUUUUGUCAUGCAUGAUGAGAGCUUCCAUGAAGUCUUGCUGCCACAAGAUUUAUAUCGUGAUGAUUUAACUAGACCGCCUUCAGAUAGAAGUUUGACAGAAGUGGUUGUCUUGGGAGGAUUGCUUGCUUUAACUCAUACUCUUUACCAUACUCGAACAGAAAUAUGGGUGAUGAAGGACUACAGAGGAACAGAUUCUUGGACUCAACUUUGAAUCAUUACCUUGCGGAUGAUUUGUAUACAUCCACUUAGACGCUCGACUGUUAUACGGUCUUUCAAGAAUGGUGAGUUACUAUUUCAAAUUUAUCCUCCUAGUCAGGAUGGAACAUGUCUGUUAUUAUAUGACCCUAAUCAUGAAAAGGGUAGAGCUGUAGAAAUCCUUGGUAUGCCACCGCAAAUUCAGAAAUGCUAUAUUUCAAUCAGUUCUUACAUCAGGACCUUGGCGUCAGUGAGACGCAAUACUUCAAAGGCAGCAACUCAAAGAAAGAUGACACUUAGGAGCUGGAACAAGAGGCAUUUGCUGCGACAAAUUGGAGGAAAUUUGAGACAAGUCGAAGCUGCUGAUUAGAUUUGAAGGUUAGGAUUCUUACAGCUUCUUCAUUGGUGAAUGUGGUUAUUUCAUCAUAUAUGGCAUCAUUCACAAUCCUCUUAAUCAAAUGGUGAAUGGAGAUAUUAAGAGUAAAAAGUUGGCAUCUCUGACCAAACUCGUCAAAUUCAGCCGAGUUACUCGCGAGUACUCGCUAAUUAGCCGAGUCGAUUCUGACUUCGUCACCGGGACAUAGUAAUUGUGGAGGUCGUCCAAGUC